UUUAGAGGCAGUGUCCUUGACAUCCAAUCAAAUUAGUUUAUUUUUUCUGGUGCAGCUGAGCUGACUUACUUAUUUUCCUGCAGCUGAUCUACGUAGAAGGAUGUCAUCGUCAGUUUUACGUGCGAUACGACUUGGCAAGCAUGUUGGUUGGAACAGUCUGCCUCGGUUGUAUGGUUCAGUAUCACCAGCUACAACAAAGUUGUUCAUCGAUGGAAAGUUUGUUGAAUCCAAAACAGACAAAUGGAUUGAUGUACACAAUCCUGCAACCAUGGAAGUUGUGACAAGGGUACCAGAAGCUACAAGAGAUGAAAUGGAAACAGCUGCAGAAUCAUGCAAGAAAGCCUAUGAAACCUGGUCAAAAACUACAGUGCUCACCCGGCAACAAGUUAUGUUUAAUUUACAGAAUCUUAUUAAAGCAAAUCUGAAAGAUAUUGCCAAGAACAUAACACUAGAACAAGGAAAGACUUUGGUUGAUGCUGAAGGGGAUGUUACCAGAGGUUUACAGGUUGUUGAACAUUGCUGCAGCAUUACAUCACUACAGCUGGGAGAAACAAUGCCUGGUAUUGCAAAAGACAUGGAUACAAUGAGUUUUAGGGUACCACUAGGUGUCACUGCUGGCAUUACUCCAUUCAACUUUCCUGCUAUGAUUCCUUUAUGGAUGUUUCCUAUGUCACUUGUCUGUGGGAACACCAUGAUAAUGAAACCAUCAGAGAGAGAUCCUGGAGCCUGUAUGAUGUUAGUGGAAAUGGCAAAGGAAGCUGGUCUUCCUGAUGGAACUCUCAAUGUCAUUCAUGGAAGACACGAUUCUGUGAAUUUCAUCUGUGAUCAUCCAGCAAUAAAAGCUAUUUCAUUUGUCGGAUCUGACCAAGCUGGAAGUUACAUAUAUGAGAGAGGAUCAAAGAAUGGAAAGAGAGUCCAGUCAAAUAUGGGAGCCAAAAAUCAUGGAGUAAUUAUGCCAGAUGCUAACAAAGAAAACACACUGAAUCAGUUGAUAGGUGCAGCCUUUGGAGCCGCAGGACAAAGAUGUAUGGCUUUGUCUACAGCAAUUUUUGUUGGAGAGGCAAAGGAAUGGAUACCAGAACUUAUAGAGAAGGCCAAAAAACUGAAAGUUAAUGCAGGAAAUGAACCAGAUGCUGACAUAGGACCACUCAUUUCACCUGAAUCUAAGAAAAGAGUUUGUGACUUGGUUCAGAGUGGUAUUGAUGAAGGAGCACAACUUUUGCUAGAUGGUAGAGAUAUAACAGUCAAGGGUUAUGAACAGGGAAACUUUGUUGGACCUACUGUUAUGCACUAUGUUAAGCCUGAAAUGAAAUGUUACACAGAAGAAAUAUUUGGCCCAGUGUUGGUCAGUAUGGAAGUUGAAACAUUAGAUGAUGCUAUUAACGUGAUUAAUGCUAAUCCCUAUGGAAAUGGAACAGCAAUCUUUACUAACAAUGGUGCUACAGCCAGAAAGUUUACAAUGGAUACUGAUGUUGGACAGGUUGGAGUCAAUGUACCUAUCCCAGUUCCAUUACCCAUGUUCUCCUUCACCGGUUCUAGAGGAUCAUUCAAGGGUGACCAAAACUUCUAUGGAAAAGCUGGAGUGAACUUUUACACACAGUUAAAAACAGUCACUCAGAUGUGGAGAUCCGAUGAUGCAGAUUUAACAUCCAAAGCUAGUCCAUAUGCCAUGCCAAUCAUGAAAUAAACAAACAUUGCAUAAUUUUUUUUAAUUUUGGGAUUGUGGUAAACUGUUAUAAUCAGAUAUGCUUAGAUGGGGCAUUGUUGAAUUAGAAAACUUAAGUUGAUGGUAGUCAUAAUGUUUCCAGACUUGCUCACUUGAACAAAAUUUCUUAUUUUUGAAGUGUUAUUAAUAUAUACAUUUGAAUAUGUAUUUUAUUGAGAUUUAUACAAGUGAUAAGCAUUUGCAUUUUGUGUAUUUAUCAGAUUAUACAGAAUUGUUAUGAAAUUUAUAUGAUACUUUUAUCAUUUAUUUUUUUAAAUGAUGAAUGAAAUAUUUAUACACAUACACAUUUGUAAAUAAACAAAUUAUAAAAAAUGA
This is a messenger RNA of Mytilus californianus (California mussel), 2041 nucleotides long. RefSeq names its product probable methylmalonate-semialdehyde dehydrogenase [acylating], mitochondrial. Lineage: Eukaryota; Metazoa; Mollusca; Bivalvia; Mytilida; Mytilidae. Gene Ontology annotation, cellular component: mitochondrion. The transcript is spliced from 15 exons. Gene Ontology annotation, biological process: L-valine catabolic process; thymine catabolic process. Gene Ontology annotation, molecular function: malonate-semialdehyde dehydrogenase (acetylating, [NAD(P)+]) activity; methylmalonate-semialdehyde dehydrogenase (acylating, NAD+) activity. The record is from RefSeq and is a predicted model, not a curated record. Bases 101 to 1687 code for a protein of 528 amino acids.